CGGCAAGUCACUCGUCUCAAAAUCAUGCAACACGUGCGUUUGUGUUUUGCUGAGAGUGAAAUUUAUUAAUUGUUGGACUAAUUUAUCUUCAAAAAAUAUUAAAAUUGUGCUGAAGGAAGGAUGGGGAGCGACACUGAUAGUGAUAGUGAGGCCCCAGAGGUAGUUUCUACCCACAAAGCAAAGACGGAGAGGGAACAAGAAAUUAUGGGCAUGUUUCUUCAAAAACGUAAGAUUCGCGAUGAACAAAAAUUGAAGCGCAAGGCCAAAGCAGAAAAAUUUGCGGCUCAGAAAAAGAAGAAGUUACGCCAACAGAAGCUGGAUGAGGAGCAUGAUGACCCCAGUCAUAUCCCUGGAGUCAACUUGGAUUCGAAUAAAGAAAUUUUGGUGGAAAAUGCUGUAGACACCAAUUUUCCCGACGACAUCGAUGAUGCCCUUUCCAGCUCCAAAAAGAAAAUCUCGAGAAAGUUUUAUCCAAAGUAUAAUGUCUCCGUUGACUCACUAACCAAAAUAUCUAAUCCUCGAGCCACAACUGCCUUGAAUUUUAAAGAGAAAAGACUUGCCCGAGCACAUAGGGAACAGGUUACGGUUGCCGUUUCAUCAUACAAAGAAAAAAUGCUUGUUAAGAAUAAAUAAAUAUCUAGAAUAGUUAUACAUAAAUUGACUUUUGAAUUAUACGAGAAAUGUGUGAAAAUGUGUAGUAUAGCCUCAUUAAUAUUUAUUUUGGAUAAAAAUGGUUGAACACGUACAGUAAAUGACUAAAUGACUUAACGUAUGUAUUGUGUAUAGUGGGAAGAAUCCAUGCAGGUUAUCAAAAACAAUCAGUUGCAUAAAACUACUGUUCAUGGCAUCCAAGUGCAGCGUUCGCUGAGCCAAAUUUCUCUAAAAGGUAGCUACUAUGUAAGUCCUUAUCUCAGCAAAGAACUUUGAAUUCUGACACCGAAAUAUUCUGUAAGGGAAUAACAUAAUAAAAAUUAAGAAAUUACACCUGAUUGAUAAC
Messenger RNA from Folsomia candida, 997 nucleotides. RefSeq lists its product as uncharacterized. NCBI's taxonomy places the organism in Eukaryota, Metazoa, Arthropoda, Collembola, Entomobryomorpha, Isotomidae. The record is from RefSeq and is a predicted model, not a curated record. The transcript is spliced from 2 exons. Bases 121 to 633 code for a protein of 170 amino acids.